Messenger RNA from Mesorhabditis belari, 849 nucleotides. The record is from the annotation of a GenBank genome assembly. Lineage: Eukaryota; Metazoa; Nematoda; Chromadorea; Rhabditida; Rhabditidae.
AUGGCCUUGGAUGAGGCGGUGGAAUUGGAUUUGCGCCUGAUGCAUAAAAGCUUUGCGGAUUGCCCGGCAUCGUUAUGUCCUUUGCUGGGACCAAGAAUGCCACCUCGGGAACCUAGUACGCCUCCUAAAAUUCCACCAAAGGAGUCGAUUUGUAAUUUGCUGCAAUUUGAUGGGCGGAUUCAAGAUGAAAAAUUGAGGCAAUACAAAGAGCAUAAUGAUGGCACAAUGUGUGCAAAGCUGCUUGCUAUUAAUCGUAAACCAGAACGCACUGAUGAGGAAGAAAGAAUGACAACUGUUCUCCAGGCCUGCCUUGGUUAUUCAAAGUACUCGUACAGUUGGCGCUCAUUGAAGGGAACGAAAUUUCACGAAGCGCACGGGAAAAAGUAUCACUUUGGAAGCUUUAAGCAAGGGGACGUCUUGGGAUGCUUACUUCAUCUACCACACGAUAACAUUCAUCCUUCAAGAAGCUCAUCCGAUUACCUCCCGGUCACGCACAAAGAUGUUGAAACUGCCGGAGAUCGGGGCAGAACACUCCGUCACCUCCACCAACGAAAGCUGCAAAAAGGAGGAAAAACCUCAGCUUCCGAGAAACAUAAGGAACCAAAUAAAGCCGAGACUGGAGUGAUAGAAAGCAGAAAGGAUUCAAAAGAUGACACCGUUCCUGGGGCUGAGCAGCAAGUCCAUUGUGAAAGCAGAAAGGAUUCAACGGGCUCUCGACAUGGGCGUAGUGAUAAACUUCGCAACGAGUAUCGUCACUUAUCAAAAUGGUGUCCAGAGGGAAUGACGUACGAUGCUUUCAAAGCCAAUCAAGGAGCUCAACCGCGACGAAAUCGGUAUGCUUUAGAUGUA